AUGGCUUUCCAUACAAUCACCGGCCGCACACAGCCAUUUGACCGUGCGCUGACCGGCCUCGAAAGAGGUAAAAAACAGUUGAGUUACGCGUCAGAUGGGACUGCCACGCAGCGAUCCAUCAAAGCCCAAAUGGACGUUCAGCCGCUGCACUCGGCGGACGCGCAUGGCCGACGACCCAAACAGAACUCCAUUAGACACAACCUGUCGCUGCACAGCCGCUUCAUCCGCGUCCAGAAUGAGGGGACGGGAAAGAGCUCGUGGUGGAUGCUGAACCCAGAGGGCGGGAAGAGUGGAAAGUCCCCGCGACGCAGGGCUGCCUCAAUGGACAACAACAGCAAACUGACAAAGAGCAGAGGAAGAGCAGCAAAGAAAAAGUUGUCUCUGCAGGGUGGCCCUGACGGAGGUGCAGACAGCCCAGGCUCCUACUCCAAGUGGCCUGGCAGCCCCAACUCCCACAGCAACGAUGAUUACGACGCCUGGAGCAGCUUCAGGCCUCGGACCAGCUCCAACGCCAGCACUUUAAGCGGCCGCCUUUCACCCUUCGUGCCUGAGGACGACCUGGGGGAAGCUGAAGUGCACAUGGGGUACUCAGGAGCUCCAGGGUCCAAAAUGACGGCCACGCUGCCCAGCCUCACAGAAAUGACGGGAACUCUGGGACGCAGCUCCGAGAACGUCAUGGAGAACCUUCUGGACAACCUGAACUUGCUCUCACCCAACAGCUCUCAGGUCGGAGGAGGUGCGACGACCCCUGGCUCCUCCCAGUCCUCCCCCUCACCAAUGAUGCAGCCAAGCCCUGGGUACCCAGCCUACAGCUCCCCCAGCAUGGGCUCGCAGUCACAGCAGGACUACCACAAGUGCGUUUACGGCCAGGCUGGAAUGAACGCCCUGCCGUCCAUGCCACUGCAGACUCUGCCAGAGAGUAAGCCCAGCUUUGGGCCCAGUAUGGGUCAGUACAACUGCCCUGCAGGGCUUCUGAAGGAGCUGCUGACGUCUGACAACGACCAGCACGGAGAACUCAUGCCGUCGGUGGACACAGUGGUGUCUCAGCCCAGCGGGGGCUGCAUGCUGCCGUCAUACAGCAGCAGCCAGCAUGCAGCCAAACUCAUGGCGACGGGAGGGAACAGUCACCCACACGGUCUUUCUCACCCCCACCUCCACAACGUGCACAGCCAAGCCUCGGCCAUCUCACCAGCUAUGAAUGGGCGGCUGCUCAUGUCUCUGAGCUACAGCGGGGGCAACGCACGUUUGCCUACAGCCAAAGGCCCCAUGCACAUGCCUUACGGCCUUCCCGGCCACCUCAGCGGGGGAGGCAUGCCUGGCAGCUUCUGCCCUCUUAACACAAACGGAUACGGCCGAGCAGGCAUGUCAGCCCCCCCGCACGCAGAGAAACUUCCCAGUGACCUGGACGACAUGUCCAUCGAGAAGUUUGAGUUCGACAUGGAGACGGUCCUCCACGACACUCUCAUGGACGGGGACUCGCUGGACUUCAACUUCGAGCCAGUCGUGACCCAACAAAGCUUCUCGCAUGGGGUGAAGACCACCACGCACAGCUGGGUUUCUGGGUAGAAGGUUUAAAA
This is a messenger RNA of Nematolebias whitei (Rio pearlfish), 1577 nucleotides long. RefSeq names its product forkhead box O1 a (gene foxo1a). Gene Ontology annotation, biological process: regulation of transcription by RNA polymerase II. Lineage: Eukaryota; Metazoa; Chordata; Actinopteri; Cyprinodontiformes; Rivulidae. Bases 1 to 1566 code for a protein of 521 amino acids. Gene Ontology annotation, cellular component: nucleus. Gene Ontology annotation, molecular function: RNA polymerase II cis-regulatory region sequence-specific DNA binding; DNA-binding transcription factor activity, RNA polymerase II-specific. The transcript has 3 exons. The record is from RefSeq and is a predicted model, not a curated record.